This is a messenger RNA of Carcharodon carcharias (great white shark), 1419 nucleotides long. RefSeq names its product COP9 signalosome subunit 6 (gene cops6). Bases 151 to 1044 code for a protein of 297 amino acids. Gene Ontology annotation, biological process: protein deneddylation. The transcript has 10 exons. Gene Ontology annotation, molecular function: metallopeptidase activity; protein binding. The record is from RefSeq and is a predicted model, not a curated record. Gene Ontology annotation, cellular component: COP9 signalosome. Lineage: Eukaryota; Metazoa; Chordata; Chondrichthyes; Lamniformes; Lamnidae.
CAGGUCUGGCAGCAUCUGUGGAGAGGAGCACAGUUAACGUUUCGAGUCCGAAUGACCCUUCAGCAGAACUCAUUCGGAUGUGACACCAAGGUUGUGAACAGUCUGGACACGCAGUCGGUGACAAUUUUGAGAUGAUCAACACCGAGCGUGAUGGCUUCUGGAGUGACGGGGAGUGUCUCAGUGGCAUUGCACCCGCUGGUUAUUCUCAACAUCUCUGACCACUGGAUCCGGAUGCGCUCUCAGGAGGGGAGACCUGUGCAGGUGAUUGGUGCCUUGAUUGGAAAGCAGGAGGGCAGAAACAUUGAGGUGAUGAAUUCUUUUGAGCUUCUCUCUCACACAGUGGAAGAAAAGAUCGUCAUUGAUAAAGAGUAUUACUACACCAAAGAGGAGCAAUUUAAGCAGGUCUUUAAAGACAUGGAGUUCCUGGGCUGGUACACCACUGGGGGUCCUCCAGACGAGUCUGAUAUCCACGUUCACAAGCAGGUGUGUGAGAUUAUUGAAAGCCCACUCUUCCUCAAGUUGAAUCCCAUGACGAAGCACACAGAUCUUCCAGUUAGUGUUUAUGAGUCAGUCAUCGAUAUCAUCGCUGGAGAGGCCACGGUGCUGUUUGCCGAACUGACCUACACCUUGGCCACAGAGGAGGCGGAGCGCAUCGGAGUCGACCAUGUGGCUCGCAUGACGGCUACGGGCACAGGGGAGAACUCCACAGUGGCUGAGCAUCUAAUUGCGCAGCACAGCGCCAUCAAGAUGCUGCACAGUCGGGUCCGAGUUAUCCUGGAGUACGUGAAAGCUGUGGAAUCGGGUGAAGUGCCGUUUAACCAUGAAAUCCUGCGUGAGGCCUACGCCCUGUGUCACCGGCUGCCUGUCCUCAGCACCGACAAGUUUAAGACAGACUUCUAUGAUCAAUGUAACGAUGUGGGAUUGAUGGCUUACCUUGGCACCAUCACCAAGACCUGCAACACCAUGAACCAGUUUGUGAACAAGUUCAACAUCCUGUAUGAUCGGCAGGGCAUUGGCCGACGCAUGCGAGGCCUCUUCUUUUGAUAGCUGCCAGCGGCUUUCACCUUCUGGAUGGAGCAGGGCGGGACAGGAGAGUUCACGUUCUGAACGAGGCACCUUGUGGCUGUAGCAAGCACGGAUUGAAGUAUAUCUGCGAUUCUCCAGAGCCGCCCUCCCCCACCACCUCUCCCUCCUCUCCUUCGCUGGAAGCUGCUUAGGCCAGUAUUGUGAAAUGGGCCAAACUGUCACCCUGUUUCACUUACGGCUGGUUUUCGCUCUCUGGUUUUGUUGCUUCGGUGCCAGUGACUUGUUCGAUCGGAAUUUGAGUUCACACAAUGAGUGCAUGUGUCUGGUUUUACUGCUGGGGAGCAGAUGUGAAGUUGUCGGUUGUGUAUGAGAAAUAAAGUUUAAAGGAACUGG